Messenger RNA from Sorghum bicolor (sorghum), 1363 nucleotides. RefSeq names its product ribosomal RNA small subunit methyltransferase E. Gene Ontology annotation, molecular function: rRNA (uridine-N3-)-methyltransferase activity. Gene Ontology annotation, biological process: rRNA base methylation. Lineage: Eukaryota; Viridiplantae; Streptophyta; Magnoliopsida; Poales; Poaceae. Bases 127 to 990 code for a protein of 287 amino acids. The record is from RefSeq and is a predicted model, not a curated record. The transcript has 8 exons.
AUCCUGAGAAAGACCAGUAGACCGCCGCCGCUCCACUCUCCGCUGCGGGACCAGCACGAGAGCCUCGCCGGCGUUUUAGCUCGGCCAACGGCCGUCGCCGCGUGAUAAUAGGCCAGGAGACGGGAGAUGCUGUCGUCCGCCGCCUUGUCUUCCUCGUCCUCAGCGCUGCUGCGCGGAGCCCCGCCGCGGACCCGGCAGCUGCUCCUGGCCGCCCCAGCUCGCGCGCACAGCGGCGCGGCGAGCCGCGCUCGCGGUGGGCUACCGAGGUUCCACGCCCCGUCUCUCCCUUCGUCGAAGGGUGAGGUGAUUCGCAUCCAAGGAGACGAAUUCUGGCACAUGACACGGGUUUUGCGCCUUGGCAUUAACGACAGGGUUGAACUAUUCGAUGGGGCGGGUGGUUUAGCUGAAGGGUUCAUACAUAAAGUUGACAAAGGUGGCUCAGAUGUUGAGUUAUUAGAGGAUGCUAGGAUCGUAGCUCCUCAAGGCAUCCAAUGGCAUGUCUUUGCUGCAUUUGGGACACUGAAAGGCGGACGUGCUGAUUGGCUUAUAGAGAAAUGUACUGAACUUGGAGCUUCUAGUGUUACCCCUCUCCUGACAGAAAGAUGUCACACGAUAGCGGAAAAUCGGGUGGACAGGCUGCAACGUCUUGUGCUGGCUGCAGUUAAACAAUGCCAGAGGAUACAUGAAAUGUCGCUGAAGCCCCCAAUUCAGAUUAGUCACCUUCUACCUGUUGUAUCACAGUCAAAGCUUGCUUUCUUAGCAUCAGCAGAAGCGCCUCCUCUUUUAAGUGUUCUGCCAAAAUCCAGCACUGAACAAAGUGGGCUUCUGAUUGUUGGACCUGAAGGAGACUUCACAGAAGAGGAGGUACAUUCACUGAAAGCAGCAGGUGCGGCUCCUGUCGGUCUUGGUCCAUGCAGGCUACGAGUUGAGACAGCCACAAUAUCCCUCCUAUCUGCUCUCAUGUUAUGGUCAGAUGCUAAAGACCAGUAAAGAGUCAAGACAGCAAUGCAGGUAAUCAAACGGCAGUCGUCAGUCAUCUUUGUGGUAUAAUAGUGUCCUCUUUCAGGUGACUACGACAAAACACCUUUCAGGAUCUAGUUGGACUCAGCGUGUUCAUGGGUAAUUAUUCCAUUGGAUCUUGGUACACAUUUCGUGAACAUCUAGGUCUUGGGCUUGACCAGCAUGGAGGAUGAACAACUCAAUACAUGUUUGAGUUACGUUAUAUUCAUGUGUUGGUUAAAUAACAUUUUUGUAUCGACAACCUACAACUCCUCUCACCUUCACUUUUGAUGUAAAACAUUAAAAACACUUCAGUCAUAUUGUCGUUUUCAGUGGUCUAAGCAUUAUUAUAGUCUGCCAUUAA